AACGGAACAUGUCAAAUCCCGGGGUGCCGAGAUGGUUGAUGCUUGUACGUGUCGUAUGAUGGAAAUAGAUACAAUACGAGAAUGGAAACCACGUCUCCAGGAAGACUGAGGCGAUAUCGUGAACAGGAGGAUUCGGAGCCUCUUCUCGCCCGGCGACUCGCAUGGCAGAACGAGCCCUCGUAUCGUUUGCGCAAAAAAGCUUGGUUGGUGCAGCGCCCCUCUCGCACAUACUUGUACUGUACUCGUCAUGAUUUGCUGUAUCUUAUAGCGGGGCCCACUUCAUUGUCGCUGAACCUGAAGAUCUUGCCGUCGAUCCCACAGCUUGUAUGGCAGAGACAAAUACCAACCACCCCAACAGCGCUUGGAUGUCUCGGCGAGAGACGACGAAGAAGGGGCUGCGAUGGCCAAAACUUUGCACAAGUAGACUAUUGUAUACUCCAGCAUUAAUGCAUACCAACACUCUUAACAAAGAGUGCUGAUGACCCCUGCCGGUGAUGGAUGAUCUGGGUGAUCCAAAGUGGCUACCAGUGGGCGAGGGCUGCGUGUGCCAGUGAGAGCAAGGAACCAACCAGGCCAGGCUAGGGAGUGGACACAGUAGUGGAGUCGGGGAUCGAGAGCCUUCGUUCCUUGUUGCGUGCAAGCACAAGGCAGUGGAAAGCGAAGCAUGUC
Messenger RNA from Trichoderma harzianum CBS 226.95, 669 nucleotides. RefSeq lists its product as hypothetical. The transcript has a single exon. NCBI's taxonomy places the organism in Eukaryota, Fungi, Ascomycota, Sordariomycetes, Hypocreales, Hypocreaceae. Bases 82 to 447 code for a protein of 121 amino acids. The record is from RefSeq and is a predicted model, not a curated record.